GGUUGUGUUUAGGAGUAAUAUUAACAUGAGACACAGUGAUGGUGGGUUGUGUUUAGGAGUAGUAUUAACAUGAGAUACAGUGAUGGAUUGUGAUUUUGUUGGUUUAGAAGCAUACACUCAGUUUCACUUCCCUAUUCUACUUUCCUGUCUGUCCUCUCACAGGCCUCCUGAAUCAUAUUAGAAAUCUAUAGAUGCACAUUAGACUAUACAGAAUAUGGUCAUCUGUAACUCAGAUGGUAGAUCAUGGCACCUACAUCAUAAUGGGUUUGAUUCCCAGGACCAGCCAUAUGUAAAAUAUAUGCACACGGCUAUAAAUUGCUUUGGAUAGUUGAGUCUUCUAAAUGGCAUUAUUUAUGGACAGCAGAAUACAACAGACCACACAGUCUAAACAGCAGGCUAUGGUGAUGUUCAUUGAUGCUUCUGCUAGAUAAAACUACUAGCAGUACUGUACAGCAGAGGAGACUGGUGAGUGGAUAUAUUGGAGGAUGGACUCAUUGUGAUGGCUGGAAUGACGGGAACACCGUUCAUUUUAUUCCUAUUACUUCCAAAAUGAAUGAGGACAUCAGGAAUGGAUGGUGCAGUAAUGUUGAGAUGCCAGUAGGGAGAGCUCUAGUCUAGAACACUGGAACCUUCAGUACCACUUUGAUGCAGCUGAUGAGGAGUGACGGUCAUGGGUGUAUAAAUUAAAUGGGUUCUAAUUGGAUGACAUCAUGGAACUUUGACCUGUAUAUACAGAACUCAGAAUGGCAAGGCAACACAAUAAAUUGUUAACGUUAUAAAUAGUUGUCACAGCGUCCACAGAAGGUGGCGCCCCUCCACGGUUGGGCGGUGCUCGGCGGUCGUCGUCGCCGGCCUACUAGCUGCCACCGAUCUACGUUUCUGUGUCUUUUGGUUUUGUCUGUCUAGGUCCGCAUCUGUUUGUCUUUUUUGUUUGGGAAUUCGUGCGGGAUUAUUACAUGUCAUGUUCUGUGUGGUAGUCGGCAUUUUGCGCUGCUUCAGCUACGCAGCGUAAUUUUUGGAUUAGGCAUUAGGGUUGCCGGGCUGCGCCCCGUGUGUUUUUAUUUUGGAGCUGUCCUCCUGUCUUGUGUUCUGCGCACCCUGCCUUGUGGCGACUUUAUUUAUCGGUGAUUAUUAAACAUCUGUUCAAACGGACCUCAGUCUCCUGCACUUGACUCUACCCCUUUCCUGCUAUCAAGGAUAGCUCUGACAAUAGUACAGUCAACACAUUGUUUACAUGGUUCUGUAUGUUGUAUAAAGAUCACAUUGGAAAUGGACACAUUUUUUAAAUAAAAUAAUUGUAGGGCCAGGCUCGUCUUUUUCACAAUUUCUGUUAAAAUACAGUAACAGCACUUUUCUGACUUGCUGGUCUGGUUGUCAUUUAUGUUAAUGUCUUAAUUAAACAGGGAGGACAGUUCUGCAUUAGCUACUUGUGUUCUGACUGCUUUUAUAAUGUGUCAACACUUACUUCUUGUUUUCACUCACUACCAGUCAGUUGACUCACUGUACAAGACCUCUCCCCUUCACUUCACUCUGUUGGGAGAUGCAACAAUGACCUUGAGAACAGCAGGAAGUAUGUUGGUUGUCUUUCUCUGGUCUGUGGCAGUUGUACUGGGGCAGAAUGGCUGGAGUGUGACUUACACCACUCAGAGUAUCUGUGUCUUGAAGGGGUCAACAGUGAAGCUGACCUGCUCUUUCAGAUAUCCCAGAGGUCAGAAAGUCACAUCAAACUUCUGGUUCACUAAAAUGGAGACUGAAGAUAUAGGUCUGGACCCAGAAUAUGCAGGUCAUGUGGAGUAUCAUGGGGAUAAGGAGAAAGACUGCACCCUGAGAAUCACAGACCUGAGAGAGAGAGACUCAUCUACGUACAGGUUCAGAUUAUUAACAGAUCAGGAAGGAGGGACAUAUACUGGAAGUCCUGGAGUCACUCUGUCUGUCACAGGUCUUCAGGUGAAGGUGACUGGUGGACACCAGGAUAAGAUACUGACCUGUAUCACCACCUGUACUCUGACUGACAACCCCACCUACAUCUGGUACAAGAACGGACAACAUCUAGAUGAAAGCACCUCCCCCCAGUACAAAGACCCAGUCUCCAGUAACUACAUUGAUGGUUAUUCCUGUGCUGUAAAAGGCCAUGAGGAUCUCCACUCUCCUGCAGUGUGUGUUCAGGGUCAGGACUGCAGCAGAGUAACUUACACCAAGAGGAGAAUCUGUGUCUUGAAGGGGUCAACAGUGGACAUAUCCUGUACUUAUGUUGGUUAUUAUUCCACCACAUCAACAUUCUGGUUUAGAAGUGAUAAGUCGACCCCUGAAGACCUAACCAGAGACCCAGGGUAUACAGGUCGUGUUGAGUACACUGGAACAUACAAAGGUCCCUUCACCCUGAGAAUCUCAGAUCUGAUAGAGGAGGACUCAGCUGAGUAUCGCUUCACUUUUAAAACUCAAAACUUUGAAUGGGGUCAUAGUUUCCCAGGAACAACUAUGUCUGUUACAGGUCUGCAGGUGAAGGUGACUCCUGCUGCAGAGGGACAGAAGACACUGACCUGUAGCACCACCUGUACUCUGACUGACAACCCCACCUACAUCUGGUACAAGAACGGACAACGUCUAGAUGAGCCCACUUCCCAGCAGUACUCUGUCAAUAGUUAUUAUUCAGACAGUUACUCCUGUGCUGUAGAAGGCCAUGAGGAUCACCACUCUCCUGCAGUGUGUGUUCGGGGUGAGAGCUGUAUGAAUGUGACUUACACCCAUCAGAGUAUCUGUGCUUUGAAAGGGUCAACCGUGGACAUAUCAUGCUUUUACACACAUCCCAGUUGGCAUAACCUCACAGAAGUAUCCUGGUUCAACAAAUGGGAGUCUGGUGUAACUAAAGACCUGAGCCAGGACUCAGAGUAUACAAGUCGUGUGGAAUACUAUCGACAAACAGAAAAGGACUCCACCCUGAGAAUCACAGACCUGAGAGAGAGUGACUCAACUGAGUACAAGUUUAGAUUUACAACUGAUAAGGCAAGAUGGGGGGUACAGCUUCCAUGGAACAACUCUGACUGUCACCGGUUCUCGGGUGGAGGUGACUCCUGAAUGGAGUUCAGAGUCGAAGACACUGUCCUGUAGCACCACCUGUACUCUGAGUAACCCCAACCUCAUCUACAUCUGGUACAAGAACGGACAACAUCUAGAUGAGAGCACCUCCCCCCCAGUACAAAGACCCAGUCUCCAUUAACUAUGAAGACAGCUACUCCUGUGCUGUAAAAGGCCAUGAGGAUCUCCACUCUCCUGCAGUUUGUGUUCAGGGUCAGAGCUGCAACAGAGUGACUUACACCAAGAGGAGAAUCUGUGUCUUGAAGGGGUCAACAGUGGACAUAUCCUGUACUUAUGUUGGUUAUUCCACCACAUCAACAUUCUGGUUUAGAAGUGAUAAGUCGACCCCUGAAGACCUAACCAGAGACCCAGGGUAUACAGGUCGUGUGAAGUACACUGACAAAGAGACAUGGAGAAAUGAAGGUCCCUCCAUUCUGAGAAUCUCAGAUCUGAUAGAGGAGGACUCAGCUGAG
Salmo salar (Atlantic salmon) is the source of this 3548-nucleotide messenger RNA. NCBI's taxonomy places the organism in Eukaryota, Metazoa, Chordata, Actinopteri, Salmoniformes, Salmonidae. The record is from RefSeq and is a predicted model, not a curated record.